This is a messenger RNA of Pseudo-nitzschia multistriata, 2144 nucleotides long. Lineage: Eukaryota; Bacillariophyta; Bacillariophyceae; Bacillariales; Bacillariaceae. The record is from the annotation of a GenBank genome assembly.
CUGAAUGCUUGCGCAUCUUGUCGUGAUAUUCASUGGKUCAAACAAACUCGAAAACUUUCUUUAGCAACAAGACGAAAAGYGUUGCACUUUAGUAUAUAGWUAGUACCACUGCAUAUCAAAAAACAGAGUCAUCUKUCCCCKACCACAAAGUAAACGUGAUCAUGAGAAGCGUACUUUAUUUUCGAUUGAUGGUGAUCUCCGCCAUUGCGUUGGUUGUUCUUCCGACGUCUACCAAAGCAGAGCGAGGACAACAAGAACACGUUGAAAGAGAAGAACAGCUACUCCGAGUGGGCAGCAGAAGGCAAAGGCGAAGAAGAGUCAUCGGGAAGAUUGACGAUGUCAGAGCUCGAAAGAUUGAUCCCGAUGGCUACAUGAAGAAACGCGAUUCUGUUGAUAAGACAGGACUGGGAACGAAGCUGGCUUCUAUGGAAAUGACAGCAGAAACGGAGGCUGCUUYAGCAAUGUUGGAAACCAUGCCCAAAAAGCCAAAGAAACCCAGAAAGCCGAAGAGGCCAAGGAAGARAAAGAAACCAAGGAAACCGAAAAAGCCACGGAAAGUCAAAAGAGGGAGGARGACAUCGGCACCAGUGCCCAUGCCCAYAAGUGAGACAGUYUUCGCUCCUAGUAGUGACCGAAGAGGCAUACUGAGUUAUUUUCCGUCGGAUGGGCCAUCAAUACAACCUUCCUUUGCUCCUUCGUCUGUACCAUCGGAUGGACCAUCUUUACUACCCUCUGAUGGACCUUCUCUACAACGAGGAUUCCGCAUUCCAAAGCCAACAGACAUGCCAAGUUCUUUUCCGUCCGAUGGGCCGUCACUGGAACCAUCUUCUUUCCCGUCMGAUGGGCCAUCACUAGAACCAUCGUCUUUCCCGUCGGAUGGGCCGUCACUAGAACCAUCAUCGGUUCUUUUGUCUCGGAGUUCUCCGAGCGAGCCAGUAGUAUUCAAUAAGAUCGUAGAUUCGACUCCGACGGCUCCUGAAACUCUUSCAACCGAGUCUCCAGCCCCUCAAAGCGAGCAAACAGGAUUCAUUAAGAUUGUAGGUUCGACUCCGACAGCUCCUSAAACUGUUGCAACUGAGUCCCCAACUUCUCAAAGCACGCAAACGGAAUUCAUYAAGGCCCUAGAUUCGACUCCGACAGCUCCUGAAACUCUUGCAACCGAGUCUCCAACCUCUCAAAGCGAGCAAACAGGAUUCGUUAAGAUCGUAGGUUCGACUCCGACAACUCCUGUAACUGUUGCGACCGAGUCUCCCACCCCUCAAAGCGAGCAAACAGGAUUCGUUAAGAUCGUAGGUUCGACUCCGACAACUCCUGUAACUGUUGCGACCGAGUCUCCGACCCCUCAAAGCGAGCAAACAGGAUUCGUCAAGAUCGUAGGUUCGACUCCGACACCUCAUCUGACCCCUGGACUAAGCUCUUUGCCAUCGGAUGGGCCAUCUCUUCAACCCUCUGAUGGACCAUCUCUGCAACCAUCUUUUGCACCUACAAAUGUGCCAUCCAGUUUACCUUCCGACGGUCCAUCAUUUCKUAAAACUCCUUCGCAAUUCAUAGAUGCAGGUUGCGUUGAUGACCCUACAUAUUUGGUUGAUGGUGAAGAAGGAGUUACUUGUAGCCUUAUCGCUACUUAUUUUCCGAACAAGAAAAUCAAUCAGUGCAAACAGAUUGACACUAUUACAAACCGGGCAGUAAAAGCRAGCUGUCCUCUCACYUGUCUGAGAAGAUGCAAGGAAUUUAGAACUAGUUCUCCGACCAGCACACCAAGUACUUUUCCAUCUUUCAUGCCGUCGGUUUCGCAAAGUCCAUCCUCACCACCGUCACCGUCCCCCUCAUCAACGCCUUCGACAACGCCUUCAUCAUCWCCAACAACUCUUGCUCCCACUUCUGAGCCUACCACAUUCUUACCUACGACCGCACCGACGACCUAUCAGCCCACCACCUUUUCCCCAACAACUUCCCCAACAACAUCUCCAACGUCUAGUUUGAGAGAUAUUUCUACUGCUGGGGCGAAAGUCAUCGAAUUUGAAAGUGAUUUCAGAAAUAGGGAAUCCGAAAGAAGACAAAAAACGCGAUCAACCCACAACCGAGAACCUCCGAAAUAACUGGACAUUUUAAUAUCUGACUGACAUUAAAAAAAGGCAAUUGAU